AUGCCACUUCCGGCAGGCCUUGAGAAUGAAGCAAACGGGUCUUCUCAGACCCUGAGGUCUCCGAACGAUCCUUCGGCACUUGCAAUCAUUGGUAUUGGGUGUCGCCUGCCUGGUGGCAUAGCUAGUCCAUCUCAGCUCUGGGAUUUCUUAAGCCAAGAACGAUCUGCAGCUGGGCCGAUACCAUCCUCACGUUUUAACAAUGACGCAUAUACCGGUGGCAAAGAUGAGCCUGCCUCAGCGGUGGGACCAGGAGGAUACCUCCUGCAGGGUGACAUACGGCAGUUUGACAACCAGUUCUUCGGGAUCAACAAUCGGGAAGCCGCCGAUAUGGAUCCGCAGCAACGAUGUCUACUUGAGACAGUAUUUGAGUGUUUUGAGAGUGCAGGAUACUCUUUAAGUCAAGUUUCCGGGGCUCAAGUUGGAUGCUACGUUGCCAGCUUUUUACAAGACUACUCCUCACUGCAGACAAAGGAUGUGGAAUGGCUCACUCGUUACUCGGGAGUAGGGAUGGGAACACCUAUCCUCGCAAAUCGAGUGAGCCAUGCUUUCAAUCUCAAGGGCCCGAGUUGUGCAAUUGAUACUGCUUGUUCUGCUUCGAUUUACGCGUUACACCAAGCUGUCUCCGCCUUGAGAAAUCGCGAGUGUGAAUCCGCAGUGGUCGCAGGUGUGAAUCUCCUCCAAUCCCCCGAUCAUCAUGUCUCUGCAUCUCAAGCCGGCGUGAUCUCACCUACGUCUGUGUGCCACACUUUUGAUAUAUCUGCAGACGGCUAUGGUCGUGCAGAUGGAGUGAAUGCCAUAUAUGUUAAACGAUUAGAUGAUGCUUUACGCGACGGUGAUCCAAUCCGAAGCAUCAUCCGUGGGACUGCUACAAACAGCAAUGGCCGUACCCCUGGAAUUACCCAACCAAGCAUUGACGGUCAAAUUUCCGUUGUGCGAAAGGCUUACGAUCAAUCUGGCUUAAACCCUUCAGACACAGCGUAUGUAGAAAUGCAUGGGACUGGUACAGCUAUCGGUGAUGUAAUGGAAGCUCAAUCAGUUGCUCGGGUUUUUUGUGAAGGAUCUCGUAGCUCUCCACUGCUUGUGGGUGGCGUGAAGCCAAAUCUAGGCCAUGGAGAGGCUUCGAGUGGCUUGACUAGCAUAAUUAAAGCUACGCUAGCCCUCGAAAGGAGGCAACUGCCUGCAACUAUUGAUGUUGUGAAUCUUAAUCCUAAGCUUCAGCUGAAGGAAAACGGCAUUCAACUCGUGCAAAAGGCAGCUCCAUUCCCGAAGCCAAGCCCUGGACUAGGUCGCCGCAUAAGUGUGAAUGCAUUUGGAUAUGGCGGAGCCAAUGCUCAUGCAAUCAUUGAAGAACCUGGCUCAUAUGGCAGAUUUGCCACAAGCCGCUCGAGAGGUGACAAUUCAACCACUACUCAGAGUAGAUUAGACCGGACCCGGCCAUAUUUACUACCAUUCUCUGCCAACGACAGCUACUCCUUGGAAAGACGGGUUCAGCAGAUAGUCCAACUAAAUUUACAAGCAUGUGUCACAGCAGAUCUCGCCUACACCUUGGGCGAACGUCGCUCUCAUCUUAAGGCCCGCGGGUUUGUGAUUGCACAGCCAGAGACACUAGCCCGAGAUCUGACCUUCCAAAAUCUUCGACUAGCCACUGCAACGGAGCCCGCACUGGCCGAGAGUCGCAAAUUUGGAUUCGUCUUCACCGGACAAGGAGCUCAAUGGCAAGGCAUGGCGGAAGAAUUGCUGCAGGUUCCUGUAUUUGCCAACGCUAUCUCCCAAAUGGACGAAGCCCUAGCAGAUCUACCAAGUCCCCCCUUCUGGAAAAUCUCGACAAUGUUGAAGGAUAAGUCAGUUUGUUCUCCGGUGAAUCAAGCUCGUUAUGCGCAACCAAUGACCACUGCAGUGCAGAUCGCACUCGUGGAUCUUCUUAGAGUAUUGCGUAUUUCAGCAGAUGGCGCCAUUGGUCAUUCUUCUGGUGAAAUUGCGGCGGCCUAUGCAGCCAAUAUGAUUGAUAUGCGGGAAGCGGUUACUUUAGCAUAUUAUCGAGGACUUGCCGUAGCCAACUCCGCUCCGCUUGGAGCUAUGGCAGCGGUGGGACUUACCUCUGAUAUAGCUGGAGAGUGGAUUCGAACAGAAUGCGCGGGAAAAGGCCAGGUGCGGGUGGCUUGCAUCAAUUCUCCAGAAAAUGUGACCAUUAGUGGCGACUGUGAUGGUGUAGAUGCCCUCGUCUCUGCCCUGACCGCGAUGGGAAUUUUCGCACGCAAGCUUAAGACCGGUGACAAAGCGUACCAUUCGCAUCAAAUGGCGGCUGUCGGUCUAACUUAUGAGAGUCUCCUUCAAGAUGCCAACAUAUUCCCUGAUGCUCCAGCUCAGGUGGAUGAUGUUGAGAAUGAAGGUUCAUGCAUGUUCUCCACAGUCUUUCGCCGGAAGGUUGGAAAGUCUGACAUUCGCACUACGAGGUAUUGGCGGCAAAACCUGGAAUCCCCAGUACACUUCUCAGAUGGGUUACUCAGUCUUGCUAUCUCGCUGGAAGAUUUCUACCUUGUAGAGGUUGGCCCACAUACUGCACUGAAACUGCCAAUUUUACAGACCUUGGGCAAACCCACUCUGUAUUUUGGAACGCUCAAGCGUGGACAGGACUCCCUGAGCUCUCUGCUGGAGCUUGCUGGUGAACUCUUUAACAGUGGCUUCCCGGUCAGCUUCCCUCAUUUACAGAAUCUUUAUCCAAGCUCAAGUUCCCCACCCAAACUCCUCCAUGAUCUUCCCACUUAUCCUUGGCACUACGAGAAGCUUCUAUGGAACGAGUCUCGUAUAGCCCGCGAGACUCGUGAGCGAAAGUACCCACGCCAUGAACUGUUGGGUAGCCCCGUGCCUGGAGGCAACCUGAUCACUUUUGGCUGGCGGAACCGACUACUGCUUGAUAAUCUCCCUUGGCUGAGAGACCACAAGCUGGGGGAUGAGACAGUCUUCCCAGGAACCGCUUAUCUUUGCAUGGCCGUGGAAGCUGUACUUCAAACACGUGGAAUCGGAAUGAGUCAAGACUUGGCCAAUUAUUCCGUCAGCCUUCAGAAUGUGGACCUGCCUAGUGUGCUGCCCAUCGGAGAUCUGGAUUUCAUCGAACUGUGCACUGAAUUGUCCCCCCGUGAGAUCUCAAAUUUGACCCAGUCUCCAGAUUGGUUCGAUUUCAAGAUCGUGUCAAUUGCUGUUGAUAAACCCACCAUCCGCGCCCGCGGUUCCGUCAAAUUGGAGACGGGAUCAAGCCUGGCGCAUUAUGUGCUCCCUCGCACAAAUUGUCGUCUUAUAUCCAAGAGCAAGCGAAUGUGGUAUGAAAGUAUGCACAAAUGCGGUCUGCGCUACGGUCCCACCUUUCAGCACAUGCAGGACAUCUUUACACCAGAUACAAACGGUGUUCUAUAUGCACAGGCUAAGUUGAACAGCAUCAAUCCUCGAUUCGAAUCUGCACAACAGUCGCCUCGGUAUUUUGUACAUCCGGCAAUUCUGGACAAUGUUCUGCAAACCAACUUAAUCGCUUGUGCUGGAGGCCAUUUGGAAUCGAUGGUCGCAAAGAUACCAAAAAGCUUCGGUCGUAUCACUCUCAAGGCGCCUUCAUCUGCUGGGAGUGGGGCGACAAUUCGCUCUGCGUCCACCGUGACUGGGUUUGCAACCAAUGACACCAAUGCAGCCCUAUUAGACUCAAAUCAGAAUCCCUUGGCCCAUUUUGAGGGGGUGAAGUUCGUCAAAUAUUCCGGCAGUGAUCGAAUGGAGGAAGUUCGACAUCCAUUGUAUCGAUUUGUUUGGAAGCCGGAUGUUGAUCACAUUCCGAACGACAACGCAUUCUCCGCUGCCAUAGAUCAUGUUCGCUCAACAACCGACCUCGGGCUUCUUCCAGAUUCUAGCAGAGACACCAUGAUGGUUUUGGAUCUGACUGUGCAUAAAGAUCCAAAUGCCGAUAUUCUAUUUCUCUCUUCGGAUCUGUCCCUAGCAGAACUGGCACUAACAGAGCUCUUCAAGGCACAGACAGUCCACCGCCGCUUCAAUUCUUUCCAUUUAGGUCGCUUGGGCUCAGACGGCCAGUUGGAAGUGGCUGCACUUCAGGACUAUGCAUUGCCAUUUGAAGACUCCUUUUCAUCGUUUGUGACGGCGUCCUCGGAUCAAACCUUUGGCCUUGUUAUCUCGGAUGAAAAGACAUCCCAUCUCGACCAUCUGGCUCUCCAUACAAAACCAGCUACGCGGAUCAUAGAUACCAGUCACGGUCAUGAAGAGCGUUUCCAAAGUGAAAGAUUUGUCGUUGCCCACGCUUUAUCGAACACUUCCGGUCCGGGUGUACGGAUCCUUCGUCCGGCACCAAAGGAGAACGACCGCGCUUCCCAGAGAUUCAACAAUGUUCUUCUGGUCACCCGCACACCAUCCCAUGAAGAUGAUGAUUAUUUGCGGGAUCAUUUGGGUGCCGAUCUGUCUUUACCGGUCGAGAAGUGUAAAUUAACGGAUAUUGGAAACGUCUCUAUCAGCAAGAAUACUCUUGUUGUGUCAACUGUCGAGCUUCAGCACGAUUUGAUGGCGCGGGCUACACAAGAGGAAUACGCGGCAAUUCAAAAGAUCUUAGCGAAGCCAGUAAGAAUGGUUUGGGUCAGUGGCUCGGGACUUCAUGAGGGUAGCGAUCCAACUAGGGCAGUCUUUCACGGACUGGCACGCGCCAUCAUGAUUGAACAGCCGGCAACAGAAAUUUUCUCCCUGGAAAUGGAUCCGAAUGCGAGCCCCGCUGAUAUCUCCUAUUAUGUAGCCCGAGUCAUCGCGCGACCAGAAGGCUGCCCGCCCGACUACGAGUACCUCCAAAGCAAAGCGGGCCUUCUUGUGAGCCGCGGAGUUCCAGAUGAACGUAUCAACGAUCACUUCCGCAACAAACACCAGGGCAUAGCCGUUCAAGAAUCCCUAGGCAGUGCUGGACCGGUGUCCCUUUCACUCGAAAAGCCUGGUCAGCUAAGUACCGUCCGAUUCAUCAAGGAACCUAAGCAGAAUCUAGGACCCGAAGACGUUCUGGUCAAGGUCAGCUGGAUUGGCCUAAAUGCAAAGGAUGUCUAUGCUUUGAGUGGUAGAGUGGAGACUCCAGAGGCCACUUGCAGCUUGGAAUAUACAGGAAAGGUUUUGGCAAUUGGAUCAACCGUCGAUGGCCUCGCCGUCGGUGAUCAUGUUGCUGUAGGGUAUCCUGGCCAUUUCAGUUCUCAUGAAGUUGUUCCAGCUUAUGCAUGCGUUAAGCUACUCCCUCACGAAGACCUCCGCAGCUUUGCGUCGGUCCUUGUUGUCUACGGAACAGCCCUCUACGCCCUCGAGCAUCGCGCCCAUCUGCAACCUGGCGAGUCAAUCUUGAUCCAUUCUGCUACAGGAGGUGUUGGGAAUGCCGCUAUCCAGAUUGCCAAAUUAAUGGGUGCAGAAAUCUUUGCCACGGUUGGGACCGAGGAAAAGAAGCAGAAUCUGGUUGAACACUUUGGACUUCAACCAGAUCAUAUCCUGAAUUCACGCAUUUCUGGUUUCGGGGCUCAGAUCCGCUCAUUAACAGAUGGCCGUGGCGUUGAUGUGGUCCUAAAUUCGCUCAUAGGUGACCUGCUUUUCGAGAGCUGGGAUUGUUUAGCGGAAUUUGGACGUUUUGUGGAAAUUGGCAAAAAGGAUAUUACGGAUCAUGGUCGACUGCCCAUGCAUUCUUUCAAGAGAAGUACCACUUUCACGGCCUUCGAUUUGAGCUCAUUGUACCUCGCUCAAUCCCCCGCCAUGCGGCGCUUUUACCACGGACUCAACACCCGUAUUAUAGAGCUACUGCGCGAUGGAAAAGUCCAACCAGUCCAGCCUUUGAAAAGCUUCACCGCAGCAGAUUUGAUCCGAGCAUUUCGCCAUUUCAAUGAUCCAGCUCGUAUGGGGAAGAUUGUGAUCUCUUUUGAAGAUCCAGAUCUCAUUAUUCCAGUUGUGCCGGAGCAAUUCGUCACACAACUACACCCGGACAAGAGUUAUGUGAUGGUUGGAUGCUUAGGAGGAUUGGGCCGCAGUCUUUCUCAGUGGAUGGUCAGCCGUGGUGCAAAAACCUUCGUCUUUCUUGGACGUAGCGGGAUGAAGAAGCCUGCCGCACGACGUCUUGUGGAAGACCUUGAGCAACAGGGCGCCCAAUGUAUUGUCAUCCAAGGAGAUGUGACCAGCUCUGAUGAUGUCGAAAGGGCUUUUGAAGCAGCUCCAUUACCCCUGGGGUCCUGGCGUGAGGGAACCGCGGCUAAGGUAGAGGGAGCUUGGAACCUGCACAAUGCUCUCUCAAAGUCGGAUCGGGAAAUUCAUUUGGAUUUCUUCAUAAUGACCAGUUCAAUCAAUGGAAAGAUCGGAACAGCUACAGAAAGCAACUACUGUGCCGCGAAUAAUUUCUUGGAUGUCUUUGCCCGCUACCGUCGAACGCUGGGUCGCCCUGCCAUUGCACUUGGCCUUGGAGCCAUCGCGGAGAUCGGCUAUCUGCAUGAACACUCUCACAUUGAAGAGUUACUCCUACGGAAGGGAAUUCGGUUCCUUACUGAGAGCGAUGUCCUACAAAUUUUCGAUCUCGCCCUCUCCAAGCCCCCUACCAUCGCUCAUCCCUCUGAUAUCAUCACGCAGUCGCUUUUACUCUCCGGAGUGGAGGUAACGACCCUGCAACGAUACCACGAACAAGGCUUCAAAACAUUCUGGCAUUCACUCCAUGAUGUACGAUUCUCCAUUCUCAUCAAUACCUUGAAGCGAGCAUCAGGAAGCACAGCCGUCGAAGGGGGCAGCACACAUGAAUCUGCACUUUGCAGUGCAGUCGCGCUCAAGGAUGAAGCCCAGGUCAUCGCAGCAACUCAGGGAACCAUUACGCAAAAGCUGUCGCACAUGGUCCUUAUACCGGUCGAUAACAUCAAUGUCCAGGCCUCUUUGUCUGACUUUGCCAUGGACAGUAUGCUGGCAUCUGAGCUUCGACAGCAUAUCUUCAGCGUCACCAAGGUCGAUAUAUCUUUCCUCACACUCAUGGAUCCUAAGGCCAGUGUGUCCAGUUUGUGUACGAUUAUCGCCUCUGCUAUGCUGCAGGAACCACAAUAA
Molecule: messenger RNA, 7077 nt
Organism: Penicillium pulvis
Lineage: Eukaryota; Fungi; Ascomycota; Eurotiomycetes; Eurotiales; Aspergillaceae
Product: type I polyketide synthase
Exons: 6
Coding region: 1-7077 (2358 amino acids)
Biological process (GO): fatty acid biosynthetic process; secondary metabolite biosynthetic process
Molecular function (GO): oxidoreductase activity; fatty acid synthase activity; 3-oxoacyl-[acyl-carrier-protein] synthase activity
Source: RefSeq, a predicted model, not a curated record